This is a messenger RNA of Alosa alosa (allis shad), 4211 nucleotides long. It is a transcript of the gene nfrkb, whose product is annotated as nuclear factor related to kappaB binding protein. Gene Ontology annotation, molecular function: protease binding. Gene Ontology annotation, cellular component: Ino80 complex. NCBI's taxonomy places the organism in Eukaryota, Metazoa, Chordata, Actinopteri, Clupeiformes, Clupeidae. The record is from RefSeq and is a predicted model, not a curated record.
ACAACGGAAAUCGUUCUUGUUAUUGGAGUUUUUAGCCUUAAACUGCUGUAACUAAAUAUAUGUCUUUCCAGUUGAGACCCACAUAUCGUAGUGUUAUCUAAUAUUAGGCGUUCAGAAGAAAAUGAUGUGCCGUCAUUCACCCAGUCACGUGUAAACAGGGUUGGAGACUAUCGUUGAGGGACGCCAGAGAUGGAGGCUCUGGACCACAUGCUAACGGAGCCGUUGGAGUCGGGUGCCGCCGAGACAAAUGGCGGCAUCAUGGAAGAGUGCAUGCUGGGUAACAGCCGUGUGCGACUGCCAGAGGACCUGCUGGUGAACGCGUGGGCCCGGAAGUCAAGCCGGACGUAGAAGGAGCAUCUCUCUCAGUUCCUGCCCCGUUUCCCUGACGACAACACGGCCGAACAGGAGCGUACGGUCAGCGCACUCUUCAACAACCAGAACUUCUGUUUGGGGAACCCGCUGCAUCUGGCGCAGAAGCUCUUCAGAGACAGCUACUUUAACCCAGAGGUGGUGAGGUAUCGGUGUGUGUGUGUGUGUGUAAUGUGUGUAAUCUGUGUCCCUCAGACAGCUACUUUAACCCAGAGGUGGUGGUGCGGUAUCGGCAGCUGUGUACCAGUCGCGGCAGGCGGGAGGCAGCUGUACUCUCUUCAGCACUACUACCACAAGCUCCUCAACCAGAUCCUGGAAGUCUCCAGGAAGGAGCUGCUGGAGCUGGCUGCUCGUGGCGGUCCUGAGUUGGCCCUGCGGCGCCAGCAGCUGGCCCAGGCGGGCGUGUGUGUGUGUGCAGAAGUGGGCCCCUGGCUACGGAGCCCCCCGUCCCCCUCCUCUCCAACACUUUCAGUCCCCCUGAAGGUCCUGCCCAGCCUCUCCACGCAGGACAUGAAGACCAGAGAUAAGGUGGAGUUGGGGGAGAAGGAUCUGAGAGCUCUGCUGAGGAGACACAGAGAGAAGAGAAAACACCAACCAGACCACCCCGACCUUGUGACGCGGGAGCUGCACCUCGGCGACAUCAUGUCUCGCGUCAACAUCGGCAGGAAGGGUUCCUCCAUGGCGCUGUUGGAUCUGUCGCUGCCUAAGAAGCGUGCGCGGGAGGAGAGGAAGAGGAGGAAGAUGCGUCCUACCAUCAAGAUGGAGGCCGAGGACCCGUCAGAGCUGCUCAUGUCCACGAACGCCAGCGCCACGGCCGGCCUCAGCGACACCCCUGCCGCACCCCUGCCCAGCGUCAAGGAGGAGCCCAUGGAGGAGUGUCCGAGCAGUCCUGCUGCAGUGGAGGAGAUCGCUGUGAGCUUCUUCCACCUGCUGGAGAACCUCCUCAGACAGGAGAGCCUGGCCACCUCUGCCCUGCUGGAGGAGCGUAUUCAGCAGUGGCAGACAUCUGCAGCCAGUACACUCAACCCCUGGUUCUCUCUCGCCCCCUGCUGGUCUGAGUUGGUACAGCCGGCACUGCACUUCCUGGCUGGAGAGAGCAAGCCUGGUGUGAUUGGCUUACCCAGCGGCUUCACCCCGUUUGUGGAGUUCCAUGAGCACUCGCAGCAGUGGAAGUGGCUAGCUCCCGUGCAGGAUGGGGAGAAGGAUUUGAGUGCACUAUGUCAGCUGUGGUUGGAGUCCAAGGACCACAUAACCAGCAAGGAAGGAGACGAGGCCGCAGACGGAACGCCACCAGCCCCCAGAGUAUGGACGGACUACGUGGUGAGACCCAGCACUGGAGAGGAGAGACACAUCUUCCAGGAGCAGGAGCAGCAGCGCUAUGAUCAGCCCCAUAAGGCCUUCACCUACCGCAUGCACGGCUUCGAGUCGGUGGUGGGGCCCGUUAAAGGCGUCUUUGACAAGGAGACGUCUCUGAACAAGGCCCGCGAACACUCCCUCCUCCGCUCCGACCGACCCGCCUACGUCACCAUUCUGUCCCUGGUGCGAGACGCUGCAGCUAGGUUGCCCAAUGGAGAGGGUACGCGUGCAGAGAUCUGUGAGCUGCUCAAGGACUCCCAGUUCCUCGCCCCCGAUGUCACCAGUGCGCAGGUGAAUACUGUGGUGAGCGGUGCUCUAGACCGCCUCCACUACGAGAAGGACCCAUGUGUGAAGUAUGACAUUGGCAGGAAGCUGUGGAUCUACCUGCACAGGGACCGCAGUCAGGAGGAGUUUGCUCUCAGGCCCUAAAGCAGCAGCAGAAGCGCGCAAGCCAAGAAAGCUCUGCAGCAGAAACCCAAACCAGCCACUAAACCUAAGGGUGUGGGUAAAGAGGCGGGCACUAAGACCCCGGGGACACCUGAGGCUGGUCAGAGUGGCAGUGGCGAGGGGGGUGCCCUGCCCCCUCCCCCCACCACCCCCUCCAGUACACCCAAGUCCCCCCUGCCCACUGCGACCCCCACCAAGGCUGGCAUCCCGGACACCGUCAAGACCAGCCCCAGUGUCCUGCUGGUGUCCCCCUCCAUGCCCCAGCUGGGGACCCUCCUCUCUGCCGGCCCUGCUGGAGCUCAGGUCUCGCAGGCCUCUCCGCAGCCUGGGGCUCGAGUAGUGAGCCACCCCGCGGCCGCAGCCUCUCUGCCCCAGGUGCGGGUGGUGACGGCCCAGUCAGGGCUCCAGAGCUCCGCCGGGCAGCAGCAGGGGCACACGCUGGUCCACUCGGCUCCGCAGCACAUCAGGGUGCCCGUCAGCGUGGCGCACAGCAAGGGCAUCACACAGACGGUGGUCAGUCUCCCGGUGAGGACCCAGACUGCUGCCGGUAGUCCUGUUCAUGUGCAGACGAGUCGCGGCCAAACCACACUCACCGUCUCCGGCAUAGCAACCGCCGUCACGGCAACCAAGCCUCCUAGCAGCAGCCCGGGAAGCCCCGCCCAAACACAGCCUUCACCUGCCAUCCUCAAACAGGUGGCCAUCACGGGUCAGCUGGGGGUGAAGGGGGCAGGAGCGGGCAUCCCGCUGACGGCCACCAACCUGCGCAUCCAGGGCAAAGACGUGCUGCGUCUGCCACCCUCGUCCAUCACCACGGACGCCAAGGGCCAGACGGUGCUGCGCAUCACGCCCGACAUGAUGGCCACACUGACCAAAACGCCCAUGGCAACCGUCAAGCUCACGCCCGACAUGCUGACCUCCGCCAGCGGCGCCACCAAGGGGCUCUCGGCCACGCUACACGUCACCACCCCGCAGGGUGCCGAGGGGAAGGCUGGCACAGUGAAGGGCGCGUCGGACGCCACAACAACGUCCACGGGGGCCAUCCGGCUCAUGCCCGCGCUGGCCGUUACCAUGGCGAGUGAGCAGAAGGGCCGCAGCUUCGCGGCCACGGUGGUCAGUCCCACGGCGUCCUCAGCCGACGCGGGGGGCAAGGUGGGCACCACCAUCCGCAUCAUGCCCGGCCUGGGCGUCAUCUCGCCCCAGAAGCCCGGUGCCGCUGCUGCCGUCGCCGCGACGACCAGCGCCACGGCUACCGUCUCCCUGGCUGGGAAGCCCACCACGGUCACCAUAGCGACCAGCUCUGUGGUGGGAGGGUCUAAGGGCAUCACGAUCGGGCCGGGAGCGGCGUCUGCUGGCGGCCACGGAAGCGCCUCUCUGUCGUUAAGGCAAGGAACGGUUACUGUACGGCAGGCACCGGUCAGCGCCACAGUGGUCAGCACACAAGGAGGCAAGCUUCCUGCUCGCAUCACCGUGCCCCUCUCGGUGCUCAGCCAACCACUGAAGAGCAAGAGCGUGGUGACCACGCCCCUCCUCAAGGGCAACAUCAGCACCAAUCUGAGUACUCUGGGUAGGAACAUCAUUCUGACCACCAUGCCCGCUGGCACCAAACUCAUCGCCGGGAACAAACCCGUCAGCUUCGUCACGGCACAGCAGCUACAGCAGCUGCAGCAGCAGGGCCAGGCUACUCAGGUGCGCAUACAGACCGUUCCUGCUCAACAGCUGCAACAGCGAACGGCUGCAGGAUCCCCAAAAUCUGUGUCCACUGUUGUCGUGACAACAGCACCUUCCCCCAAGAAGACCCCGGACCCUCAGUGAGAAUCACCCCGACCCUUCUGACCUCACAAGAAGAAGGGUGUGUGUGUGUGUGUGUGUGUUUGUACGAAGGUGUGUGUUUGUGUGUGCAUUUCUGAGUCUUGGAAGAACUCUAGUUUUGUGUAAAAGAGGGCCUUUGUGAUAAAGUGUUUUUCAUAGGAUGUUGUUAUUGAUGUAAACUGACUGAUUACCUGCUGGUAUACUAAUAAUAAACCAUAAUAAUAAGUCAA